Molecule: messenger RNA, 540 nt
Organism: Babesia ovata
Lineage: Eukaryota; Apicomplexa; Aconoidasida; Piroplasmida; Babesiidae
Product: elongation factor 3, putative
Exons: 3
Coding region: 1-540 (179 amino acids)
Source: RefSeq, a predicted model, not a curated record
AUGUAUGGAACAAUCAUCUUCGCGGCGCUGCUGUGCACCCCUGCCGCCUGCGACAUCGACUCAAUUAUCGACGGUAAAAAUGCUGCAACACCUCUCCGCCAGCUAUCUGGCGUGUCGAGAAGGAAGUACCUACAAAAUGAUAUGGCUCGCUUGAUGGCGACACCUUCGCACAUAUCUCUCAUGGACAGCGAUGCAGAUGAUGAGGACGAAGACGAUGAUGACGGCGACUAUCACCACUUCGAAGUUGAUGGCGCUGGAGCCACGACACAUACCCGCAUCGCUGACGUUAAGGCCUCCGAAAAGGUCAACAGCAAGGAUUCUGUGAAGCAACAGCAUAAGCCUUUGUUGAUGGGUAGCCUUCCAGCGACAACUGAGAAUACUGAUGCUCCUGGUUGCGCUCUGGACGUCAUUGGAGAUUUUUUUAAUAAGCUCUCUGAAAAGUUCCACAACAGCAUGAACGAGUUUUUCGACAACAUCGACAAGCAGAUCAAGGCGAACAGCGAGCUUCCUCUAUUGGAGCAGGGUGACACCUUCUUCUAA